This is a messenger RNA of Stylonychia lemnae, 1380 nucleotides long. The record is from the annotation of a GenBank genome assembly. Lineage: Eukaryota; Ciliophora; Spirotrichea; Sporadotrichida; Oxytrichidae.
AUGAACCUAGAGGAAUAAGAAACUAGAAAGAAAUGGCUCUUAUAUCUUAACGAACAUAUAAUGAGCUACUGCUAGUCAAUAAUGACUAUGAUCUAUAACAAGCAUCCUGAUUUAGAUGCAAUAGAUACUACUUUCUAUCCAACUAAUAGCGAUGGAACAAAGAACAUGGCUGAGUCCUUUGAUUUAUCUUAUGGAGAUCCGUUUGAUCUUAAUAAUCCGUGGAAAAACCCUUUAGAGAAAGAAGUUGUAGAGAUCUUGGGUAAAUUGCUUGGAUUUUAGGAUAUGUCAGGCUAUGUGACUGCAAGUGAAUGUGAAGCAAAUUUUUCCUGCAUAUGGUGGUGCAAGCUUUUCUUGCUCGAGAAAUCUAACUAUAAGAUUAAAGAAUUAAUUGAGAGUAUUGAAGCUGCCAAAUAAGAUAUCAAGAAUUUAAGAAGAGACGAAGAAUUUUAGCUUAGGAACUUAAAGAAUUAAGAGAUCUAUGAAUUGUCAAAGCAGCUUAAAAAUAUCUAAUAGCCAAUAUUGAUUUGCUCACGACCUCCAUAUACUGAUAUUUCAAUAAUUAAAGCUGCCUAAGUUAUGCACCUCAAGACUUGCUACGUGAAAGUUAAUGAGGAUGGAUCGAUGAAUACCUAAUCUUUAAGAGUCUUAUUAAAUGAAUUCAGCAAGGAUUAAGCUUUCAACUUCAUCAUUAGUUUAAAUCUAGGAACUUAAAUAGGAGGUUCUUUUGACGAUUUACUAACUAUUCGCAAAGUUAUUUAAGAAGUCUAAUAGGAAUUCUUCUUUUAAUAAAAAGAUGGCUAGUAUCAGUUUAAUAACUAUGGUGAAGAUUAGAGAAAAUAAAUCAAUAAUUGGAAUUUUGUAUUUCAUGGGGAUGCCUUACUUUAUGGACCCACACUAACAAUUCUAAAGCAAUACGGAGAUUAAAUUAAAAGCUUAAGAGAAGAAGGUUUAGAUACUAUGUCAAUUUCUUUGUGGAAAUUUUUAGGAUGCUAAAUACCAGCUGCAGUUUCCUUAACAUACAAAGAUUUUACAGAUUUUGCAUUCCAGGGUGAUAACUUUAUUGAGUAUGUUUCAACAUCAGAUAAAGUUGCCUUUACUGGGACAAGAUCAGGCCUCACUUCAAUGUGUGCUGUGCAUCUAUUAAAAACUUUGAAAAUUGAUAAAAAUCAAGAAAUUUUAAGAAAACUUAUUCAAUAUGACAUGAGUCUUGCAGAUUACCUUUGCUAGAGAUUACUGCAAAUAUUUUCUUAAGAUUAAAUAUAGAGACGAUACUUGCAUUCAGUAAUAUUCCAUAACGUGAAUAAAGAACUAAUAGAUGAGUUUAUUGAAGAACUCUUAAAUCAUUUUAAAAAUAGUAAUGAAAAUACUAGCAGAAUUUGA